Anguilla rostrata (American eel) is the source of this 1500-nucleotide messenger RNA. It is a transcript of the gene batf2, whose product is annotated as basic leucine zipper ATF-like transcription factor 2. Bases 238 to 708 code for a protein of 156 amino acids. Gene Ontology annotation, biological process: regulation of transcription by RNA polymerase II. Gene Ontology annotation, molecular function: RNA polymerase II cis-regulatory region sequence-specific DNA binding; DNA-binding transcription factor activity, RNA polymerase II-specific. The transcript has 3 exons. Gene Ontology annotation, cellular component: nucleus. Lineage: Eukaryota; Metazoa; Chordata; Actinopteri; Anguilliformes; Anguillidae. The record is from RefSeq and is a predicted model, not a curated record.
GGAAUGUUUUAAUAAGACGAGACUUAGGAAUCCACGCUUACAGCGGGAGUUGGUUUCGAGGAGGCUGGUAGCGGGGAACAUAGCCAUCAGUUCACACCGGUCUUUCAGUUCGAACUAACGGAACAAGAUACGAACAGUUUGCCCAAAAAUAAAAAACUAUUUUACGAGUGCCAGUGCAGAUCAGCGUCUGACUGCGUUUUUGAACGAAUUUUGAUUUUUGCUAGCGCGCGAAUUUUAAUGCACUUACUAACGGGGAUACAGAUGUGGACGGAACCAGAACCUGAAGGGAGUUUAACAUCUAUAUCUGGUGAUGAUAGUUCAUCGGACACGGGAAAGUGUUCGCGCGUGGACAGGAAAUACAAGCGCAGGGAGAAGAACAGAGCUGCUGCCCAGAAGAGCAGAAAGAAGCAGACAGAGCGAGCAGAUGCACUACACCAGGAACUGCAGUCACUGGAGCGCUCAAACACGGCGUAUGAAAAGGAAAUAGCCUUUCUUCGGCUGGAGAUCGAGCGCUACGACUCCGCCCUCAAACAGCACGAGCCUCACUGCUGCAUCUUCACCUUCUCCAGCCCAAAGACGUUGCUGAGUGCCCCGUCCCCUGCCCCGGCCCCCACCCCCUCGCCUGCGGCUGCCCCCCCUACAGGGUUUGCCCUCCCAGAUCUCCUGGACUCUGCCGAAUGGCCUCAGCUUUGGGACACUGUUUGGUAGAGAGAGAUAGACGGGUAUGGGUUAUGUUGUUUGCGGAGUGAAUUAUUUAUGAAACAUCGAGCCCAGUGUCAUGCCCUAGUGUGACAUAAACCCAUUUGGGUUAAUAAAUAGAAAGGUAGCUUUCACAAUAUGCUCGGAGUUCUUGUGAAAUAUACAUGCAUUUUGACAAAGGAAAAUUCCCCUAUGUCCCAUGCAAAACCGAGUUUUCAAAAUGAAGAAGCACAGGACUUUGGAAGCUCAAACAGCUUAAACAAGCUUUUUAACAACUAGUAUUAUCUUCACCUAAAGUGGGAAUCACCUUUAUAAAAGGAGUUCAGCCAGUUCCAAGUAAUGUGUAACACAUACAACAAAUGUAUAUGUAUUUAUACAUAUAUAGCACACUUGAGAAUGAUACUGGGUUGGUAAUAUACUGUAUGUACACUACCUGUUAAAUAUUUUAUAUUCACUGUAUUGUUUUAUCCUGGGCUGGCCCAGUGUGGCAUUAAAAUAGAUGACAAACUGCCCCUAGCUUGGGGUUGGUGUAUGGGAUCUUGGAGAUGGGGAGCAAAAUAAGCUUUCAUUCAAGUUAAAAACACACAUUGUCUGUUUGUAUUCAUGUUAUUCAAGUCAUGUUUUGGAAAAUAGUAUUUUGUGUUGAAAUAUUUCAUAAUGUUAUGCAUAUAUGAAUUUGUAUAUGAAUAUUGGCAAGUACUUAGUACUAUUGAAUACUUCAGGAUGGCUGCUUUUGAUUUGCCCAUGGUGGUAAAUUUUUGACAUGACGAAACCAUGAAUAAACCGUGCAACCAAUGACAG